This is a messenger RNA of Erinaceus europaeus (western European hedgehog), 3163 nucleotides long. RefSeq names its product ubiquitin like modifier activating enzyme 7 (gene UBA7). The coding region runs from base 93 to 3080 and encodes 995 amino acids. Gene Ontology annotation, biological process: DNA damage response; ISG15-protein conjugation; protein sumoylation. Gene Ontology annotation, molecular function: SUMO activating enzyme activity; ISG15 activating enzyme activity. The transcript has 24 exons. NCBI's taxonomy places the organism in Eukaryota, Metazoa, Chordata, Mammalia, Eulipotyphla, Erinaceidae. The record is from RefSeq and is a predicted model, not a curated record. Gene Ontology annotation, cellular component: SUMO activating enzyme complex; nucleus; cytoplasm.
CUCUCCGUUCCCGGAGCCCCAGUGGGCCAGCUGGGCACAGACCUCUGCCGGCCCCACCUCUACGGUUAGAACACUGCUGCCCAGACUUCAGCAUGGACGCCCCCGAGACCUCCAAGCCGCUGAAUGAGGAGCGAUACUCCCGGCAGCUGUAUGUGCUGGACUUGCAGGCUAUGAAGAGGAUUCGGAGAGCCAAGGUCCUUCUCUCAGGCCUUCGGGGUCUGGGGGCUGAGGUGGCCAAGAACCUGGUCCUGAUGGGGGUGGGCAGCCUCACCCUGCAUGACUCCCAGCCUGCCUGCUGGUCUGACCUGGCGGCCCAGUUCUUCCUCUCAGAGAAGGACUUGGGGAGAAGCAGGGCUGAAGCAUCUCGAGAAGCCGUGGCUGAGCUCAGCGAAGACACCCAAGUCUGCGUCCACCAGGGUGACCUCACCGAGGACCUGCUGCUGCGAGAAGGCUUCCAGGUGGUGGUGCUCACAGCUUCCAGGCUGGAGGAGCAGCUGAAGGUGGGCAGGUUCUGUCACAAGCACGGGAUCUACUUUCUGGUGGCUGACACCUGGGGCCUUGUGGGGCAGCUGUUCUGUGACUUUGGGGACCACUUCACUGUCCAGGACCCCACAGAGACAGAGCCCUCUUCAGCUGUUGUCCACCACAUCUCCCAGGGUUCCCCUGGCAUUCUCACUCUGAGGGCUGACACCCAUGACUUCCGCGACGGGGACCUGGUGACUUUCUCUGGUGUUGAGGGCAUGGUUGAGCUCAAUGGCUGUGAUCCUCGGACUGUCCGGAUCCGAAAGGACAGAACCUUGGAGAUUGGGAACACAACAGCCUUCUCCUGUUACUUGCGUGGUGGCCUUGUCACUGAAGUCAAGAAACCCGAGACUGUGAGCCAUAAGCCCCUAGACGCAGCCCUGCUCCAGCCUCGCAUGGUGGCCCACCCACAGGACGUUGGCCGUGCCCUCUGCCUGCACCAGGCCGUGCGAGCACUGCAUGAGUUCCAGCACCAGAAAGGCCGCCUGCCUCAGCCCUGGGAUCCUUCUGAUGCAGAGGUGGUGGUGAACCUAGCCCAGACUCUGGAACCACUGAAGGGGACAAAAGGAGAGUCACUGGCAGAACCGCUGGACGAGGGCCUCGUGCGGAUGGUUGCCCUGAGCAGUGCCGGAAGCUUGAGCCCCCUGGCAGCCAUUUUGGGUGCAUUGGCUGCCCAGGAAGUGCUGAAGGCAAUCUCCAAGAAGUUCAUGCCCCUGGAUCAGUGGCUGUACUUUGAUGCCCUGGAAUGCCUUCCAGCAGACCAGAAGCUAUUUCCCCGUCCAGAGGACUGCGCACCGAGAGGCUGCCGCUAUGAUGGGCAGAUCGCGGUGUUCGGGGCUGGUCUGCAGGAGGAGUUGGGCCACAAGCACUACCUCCUGGUGGGCGCAGGAGCGAUUGGCUGUGAGCUGCUCAAGGGCUUCGCCCUCAUGGGCCUGGGAGCCGGGGGCCGUGGCGGCGUGACUGUUGCCGACAUGGACCUCGUGGAACACUCCAACCUCAGCCGCCAGUUCCUCUUCAGGCCCCAGGACAUUCAUAGGAACAAGGCAGAGGCAGCUGCCGAGGCCACUCACCGCCUGAACCCUGACUUGAAGGUGACCCCUUCCACCCAGCCACUGGGUCCCACGACAGAGCGCACCUAUGGGGAUGACUUCUUCUCAAGUGUGGAUGGGGUGGCUGCUGCCCUGGACAGCUUCGAGGCCCGGCACUAUGUGGCAGCUCGCUGUGCCUACUAUCUGAAGCCUCUGCUGCAGGCGGGCACACAGGGCAUGUUGGGCAGCGCUUCAGUGUUUGUGCCUGAAGUGACUGCGGGCUACGAAGGGCCCUCCUCAGACGCACCUGAAGAUGCCCCGUACCCUGCCUGCACCAUUCGACACUUCCCCAGCAGAGUCGAGCACACCUUGCAGUGGGCACGGAAUGAGUUUGAGGGGCUUUUCUGCCUGUCGGCCAAGACCAUCAACCACAUCCAACAGACACUCACUUCUCCGGUGGACGUGGCGGGGGCACGGGCACCGAGCCUGCAGCAGGUGGUUCUCGGUGAACUGUCAGAGCGUCCGCAGACCUGGCGAGACUGCGUGGUGUGGGCUUACGGCCACUGGCAACUCUGUUUUCAUCACGGCGUCAAGCAGCUGCUGAGGCACUUCCCUCCCGACAAAGUGCUUGAGGAUGGAACUCCCUUCUGGUCAGGUGCCAGGUGGUGCCCGAGGCCCUUGGACUUUGAUGUCAGUCAAGACUCCCACGUCCUCUAUGUGCUUGCGGCCGCGAACCUGUAUGCGCAGAUGCACGGGCUGUGCGGCUCACAGGACCAGGAUGCACUGAGGGGACUGCUGGAGUCACCGCUGCGGCCGGCUCCCCAGCGCCAGGCCUCCGGUCCUGAGUCAUCGAAGAAAUUAAAUGAAGCCCUCAAAAUCUGGAGCAAGGGUCCUCCCCUGAAGCCCCAGACAUUUGAGAAGGACAAUGACAGCAACUUCCACAUGGACUUUGUGGUAGCGGCAGCUAAUUUAAAAGCUCAGAACUACGGGAUCCCACCGGCCAACCAUGCCCAGAGCAAGCGGAUCCUGGGCCUGAUUAUCCCAGCCAUUGCCACCACUACAGCGGCUGUGGCAGGCCUGGUGAGCCUGGAGCUGUACAAACUGGAGGGCAUGACACGGUCCCUCGAUGCCUUUCGUCACAGCUACCUACGGCUGGCUGAAAAUCAACUCAACCGCUGGAAACCUGAUGCCCCAGCCACCCAUACGUUCCAGACGCUGCAGUGGACCUGUUGGACCCGUCUGAAGGUGACUGCUGGGCAGCCGGAGAUGACCCUGAAGUCCCUGCUGACCUAUGUCCAGGAGCAGCAUAAGCUGACAGUGAACUUGCUGCUGUCUGGCUCCGCCCUGCUCUACUCCACACAGCUGCCGGCCGAAGAGCAGGCCCAGUGCCAGGCGCUCAGAGUGACAGAACUGGUACAGCAGGUGACAGGCCAGGUCCUUGAUCCGGAGCAGCGGGUGCUGGUGCUGGAGUUGGGCUGUGAGGGUGACGAAGAGGACACUAACUUCCCCCCCCUGCACUAUGUACUGUGACAAGGCAGCAGCCCGCCACUCUGCUCCACCUAGGGCUGCCUCCGGGCCACAGCAGGCUCUGAAUAAAUGCUGACUGACGGGAA